This is a messenger RNA of Schistosoma margrebowiei, 2491 nucleotides long. The record is from the annotation of a GenBank genome assembly. NCBI's taxonomy places the organism in Eukaryota, Metazoa, Platyhelminthes, Trematoda, Strigeidida, Schistosomatidae.
GACAGUUUGACCUUCAAGUGCUCGCAACCUCCUACAGUGGACGGAUACCUCUGAAGCGUCGCCCAUCGGUUGUCAAGUUGCAGUAAUAUCGCGAUGAUGUUAUCUAUGUUAUUAUCACUUGCUUCCGUUGUUAAAUGUUACUUCAUUUACUGCUAGCACUAUACCAUCACACAAGUUACAUUCACGCUAGGUACAAACUUACCGAAGGUUAAACGUUACAACUGCCUGUAGAUUUUCUGGUGUCUGUAUCUGUUAUGUCUUCAGGCUGUUGCUCAGACGAACAGGGCGAUGGGGAUGAAGAUUCCGACUCGUCCAUUCAUAGUGCAACUCAUUAUGAUGGCGAAGCACUCAAUUCCCUCUCUAGUAAAUGUAGAAGUGAAUCAAAUCGACAUAACCCACUAAUCAAAAUAUCCAGAGAAGAAGCGAAUUUGUGCAAUGCAUUCACAAAAUGCAUACGUCACGAUUCUGGGUAUAAUGGUUUCUAUCUACAACCGAUGCACAAAUGUAGCUUCUCAACACAUAUAUCAGUUUUGCCAUUCGAACUGCUUUUGAGAAUAAUUCGAUGGACCAUUGGCAGCCAUCUAAAUAUACGUGUUCUAGGUGUUUUAUCUUGUGUAUGUCGUGGUUUCUAUCUGUUGGCUAAUGAUAAUUCAAUAUGGAGAGAUAUUUGUUUCAAAUUAUGGCCAGUAUGGCUAACAUAUGACAAUAAUAAUAUUGGUUGUAAUAAUCAACUUAAUUAUUUAUCCUCAAUGAAUUACACUUCAUGGCGUGAAAUGGCUAUUUAUCGACCACAAGUUUUAUAUCAUGGAUGUUAUCUUUGUCGUGUAACCUAUGUUAGAACAGGAGAACCGGAAAUAGGCUCUUCUUAUAAACCUGUAUUUAAAGUUGUUUAUUAUCGUGGUAUACGUUUUCAUGUUUCAUCAAAUCAGAUCAGCAUGUUCACUGCGCCAUCAGAUCCAUCUUCAAUUGUGGCAGUUUUAAGUAAAUCACAUCAGUCCUUGUCAUCAUCUGUGGAUGUCAGUUUAGUUGGAAAUAAUAACAAUAAUAAUUCCAAUUCCGAAGCAGUUAUGAAAACAGCUGUUUCUGGUACAUUAUUGAAGGGAACGUAUAAAUGGUAUGAUCAUGAUUCUAUUGUGUGCACUUUACAUCAAUUUUCCGAUAAACAAAAUCGACCCCCAAUAAGGAGACGCCAACACUUGGGUCCUGUUGCUCCACAGUUAACAGUUACGUUCACAAUAUACGGCCAACCUGGAAUAACUGUAUAUAAGAAUGGGUGCUGGUUUACUUCCCAUAAACCACAGGAUCUGUUCUUAUAUAAAAUUAUCCUCAUGCAAUGUUCAAAUUAAAUCUUUCGUUGAUAUAUUCAAUCAUGUACUGUAGCACUAAACUGAUAAGCAGUAUUGUCUAGCUUUCAGUAAUUGUUCAAUCAAUAUUCUUAAUGGAUACUUUUGUCUAAGUUGCAUAUAUUUUUGGAUUGCAGAAAUUUAAAAUCGGUAACAAAAAAGGUUGUCUACACAAUCAGCUCCUGUGGGAUUCGUACGUCAUCCAUACCUUUGAUAAAUCCAGUGAAAGUGAAAGUACCACCGUGUUAGAACUAACCAACCAACAUUUCCCACCCUGUCGUUUUGUUCGAGUGCGAAACUUCAUCCCAGAGGUGACAGCCUCACCACUUUGAUCUGUUUUCUCUACUAACCCCCGUUAAUCUUAUCUUAACAAAAAUAUUUCUCAACAUACAAAUAUUUCUAUAAGCACAUACAGUUUUUUAGUGUUAACCCGUAUCAAUUACUCUGCUUAAUGUAUUUGUUUAUUUUACUUACGGUUUCAUUUUUGAACACUUCACUCUGAUUUACUUUGUCGCUGUUCUUACUUCAACUUAAGUUCUAUACAUAAGUAUAUUUACAUCAUACAUGUGUACAUAAAUGCAUGUUGGUCAUCAUGAUUUACGUAAUAUUCGACUUCUCUAACUAGUUUCAUCAUACAUUUCAAUCCACUCGCGUUUACUGUAAUGUCUGGCAUUCACAUUUCUUUGUUUAGUUGACUAUUAUGCAUUACAAACUGCAUGAAACGAUAAUUGUAUUCUUUAUUCAAAUGAAUAUCAAAAGUUUAAAAUCUGAAGUAAGGCGUAUUCCUCACUGUGGAUCCGAUUAGUAAGUUAUUAAAUGGAGAGAAAAUCUAGUCUCCCAGUCAUUCUUUCAGCUUGAUAAUAACUCAUUUCGAAAUGGUUGAUCUUGAUUCCCACACGACUGAAGAAAUUUCUCCAUAGGAAUACUCUCAUAUGGCUGUCUAGUGCAUCAAUAUUUACUACAAUCCCACUAGUCAAAAGUUGACUCUUUCAUUAUGUUGACGGAUGACUUGCUUUACCCACUCACUUUUUUUUCUACCUGGUCAAUAACUACCUCUGAAAAAUUACUCUCAAUGUAAAUUUUGUUGUAGCCGUAAUGAAAUUAUUCGUCAUAGUCAGACUCGUUACAUUUGAUGUUUACAUACUAAC